AUGUCUACAUCUUAUUCUGAGCAAGAGGAACUCGUCCAAAAGGCCAUUGAUGAGUAUGAGGACGGUCAUUUUCGCAGCGCUGCAGCGGCCGCAGAGCAUUAUGGUCUCAAACCGCGACGGGUGCAAAGACGGCUUCGGGGACAAGCUUCUAGGAGUACUCGAACACCCACCCACACACGUCUUACUACGGCUCAAGAACAGUCGCUAUGUGACUAUAUUGAUCGUCUAGAUAACAUCGAGCAUUCACUUCGACUGAAUCACAUUCAGGGUGCUGCUGAGUACAUCCUAAAAAUCGCUUCGGAUCCGCAUCAUCCCCCAAACCACUCGGCAAAGAUUGGGCUACACGAUUCAUAA
Molecule: messenger RNA, 354 nt
Organism: Letharia columbiana
Lineage: Eukaryota; Fungi; Ascomycota; Lecanoromycetes; Lecanorales; Parmeliaceae
Exons: 1
Coding region: 1-354 (117 amino acids)
Source: RefSeq, a predicted model, not a curated record